This is a messenger RNA of Ceratina calcarata, 3411 nucleotides long. RefSeq names its product ADP ribosylation factor-like 4 (gene Arl4). Gene Ontology annotation, molecular function: GTP binding; GTPase activity. The coding region runs from base 927 to 1550 and encodes 207 amino acids. The transcript has 4 exons. NCBI's taxonomy places the organism in Eukaryota, Metazoa, Arthropoda, Insecta, Hymenoptera, Apidae. The record is from RefSeq and is a predicted model, not a curated record.
GUGUUCGGAGUGAUCAGUCCUAAUUGUAGUGUGCUCCUGAAUGUCGACCGGUGACCGACUGUUUUGAUGUGCCCCGCUGUUAGUCGCUUGAACGAGACGAGAAAACAUAAUCGGUUCGUCUGUGAGUGUCAACAUACUACCUCGAUCAUUAAGAAAUACGUCGUGUCGUACAGAUUUUGUCCUCACGUUUGAAACGCGUAAACUCAACCGGUCUUUCGGGGCUCGCGAGAAGUGUGUCAAAGUCGAUGUAACGUGUUACUGUGCGUCCAUAGUCAAUCGCAGCCGCAAGUGUCUCCGGGGACGUCGGAUACACGGAUCCUCCCGAAAAAUGCCGGCGCGGUAGUGAUCGUGGCCUCGAAGCGAGUCCUUUUACGGCGGGGACGAGCAUCGAAAGCGGAGGAGAACCCUCCUCUUUCUCUCUCAUCCGUUCGGUUCGUCGACUUAGGCCCACGGACAGACGAAAGAAGAAGAAGGCUGCCGCGGCCCAGACCGACGCAACGGGGAGAGACGAGGGAAAAACGAGAAGAACGAGCCGGGGAGUUCCAUGAGAGAAACAUCGAAAACUAGACGGCAGGUACAACAGCAGGAAUGGAAUAAACCGAGCGGGGAACUGUAAAAACCGGGGAGGAAGGGAAUACCGACGGUGGGUCCUGGACGUCAGGUAGACCCGGGAUGGAGUAGAAGGGGACAACAUUUUUCGGGUCGGAAGCCUACGAGGGGAAGAGAGGAGAAAUUGAUUGAUACGGUGGAUAGUAAGAAAUUGUGAAGAUAAAAUUGACGGUGGACAGAGAUAUCGGUUUCCGUGAAAAGUUUUCCCCGAAGGGAAAGAGGCUAAAUGCCAGAUAGAGGAGGGAAGCUGACGAGGAAGGUGGAGUAGAAAAAGGAAGAGGUCUCACAGGCCGAGGCCGAAGCCUCGGGGGAGAGGAAUGGGUGCCGGGAUGGGCAGGAGCGGCACGAGCGGCGGCUUCCUAGAGGCACUUCCUACGGGAACGCCGCUCCAUGUGGCCAUGCUCGGCCUGGACAGCGCCGGGAAGACCACCGCGCUGUAUCGGCUCAAGUUCGAUCAGUAUCUGAACACCGUGCCCACCAUUGGCUUCAAUUGCGAGAGGAUCCGCGGUGGCAUCGGGAAAGCGAAAGGUGUGAAUUUUCUCGUGUGGGACGUGGGCGGUCAGGAGAAAUUACGGCCGUUAUGGAAGUCGUACACCCGAUGCACGGACGGUAUCAUAUUCGUGGUCGAUUCCUGCGACGCUGAGAGACUCGAAGAGGCGAAAAUGGAGCUGACCAGGACGGCGAGGAGCCCGGACAACGCCGGCGUGCCCAUCUUGAUCUUGGCCAACAAACAGGAUCUGCCAGGUGCCAAAGAGGUGGGCGAACUGGAGAAGCAUCUGGGGGUCCUGGAGCUGGCCGGUAUGCCGGGCAGCGCUUGCAUCAGGGUGCAACCGGCGUGCGCCAUCACCGGCGAGGGCCUCCACGAAGGUCUGGACACCCUGUAUCAGUUGAUACUGAAACGUCGCAAGCUCGCGAAGCUGAACAGGAAGCGGGCCAGGUAGGCCAGGUCCUCGGAGGACUGCACGUGUGUCUUUUGAUGUUGCGAGCCGCGGACAGUCUCUCCUUUGGAAUCGGCCACGCCUUCCACGGCGUCUUCAUCCUCUUCCUCGUCAUCCUGGAAUGGCGACGACGGCGAGGUCUUUGAGUGAAAACGUGUACACGCACACGUGCCGCGAUCCUCUCGUGUCGCGGACAGUUGAUCGUUCUCGUCGGUGAACGAUCCACACCCUCGUUCUCGUCGCUCGAACCCCACGGGCGAAGCUUGCCCGCGUUCUUUCGACGCGGACGAUGCUUCUGAACGCGAUCUUGGAGAAUCGUGCGUCUCUCCUCGAUCUGACGAUUUUUCGAGUUGGAAGACAGUUUUGUGUCCUUCCAACGAUUUGCAAAAUGAUCGAUAAGAUUUUUUGACUACCUUGGAAUUUUUCUUAUACGAAGACAGUUUUGGACAAGAGAGAAUAAGAGAUUUAAAACGAUGGAUUUGAAACGAGAUUAAGACUAUUUAAGACGAGAUCGAAGCUGGACUCGGUUCCCGCAGACGCGGGAUCGCGGUCAGAAAAAUUUUGCUACAAUGACGUAUCGAAUAGUAGGAGGAUUGUGGAAUGCGACAACGAAACAAGUGCUUCUUCACCCGCAAAACGACCCGAGAAGCUCUAUUUUGGCAAAUUUUCCAUCGCGGAACGUUUCCCAUCGGGGAAACUUUUCUAACGAGUUUCGCUCUCGGCCUCGGCUCGUUAUCGGUAACGAGCCCCGGUCCCGCUUAGCUCCCGCGUUUCUCGCGAUUGAUAACGACUGAAAAACGUAAGAAUGGGACGCGACACCAGGCGACGGAAUUACGUGUUUUGUUCGCGAGAAAAAGAUCAGGAGUUUCGUGAUAACAGGGGGGGCGACUCCGUUCUUCGAUAACGAAUGCCAUUGCAUCGACUAUUAAUACAAUGCUGACGCGGUGGUCCGGGUCAUCGAGAUGGAUAUUAAUAACGAUGAUCGUGAGGCUUGAACGAUUAAUUAAAAAUCAUCGUGGCUGGCAACAGAUUGUAUUUCUGCUGGCAUCGAGAAUUUCUUAGUGUCUUCGGCAUUUUUAAGGGAGUUUACUUGGUAAUUAAAUUAACGGUAACAUUUAGUUAAAAUUUUACAUGAACUUUCGUUUGUAUAUGAAAAGGUUUAUGUAAAAAUUUCAAGGCUCUUCAUUGUUUUAUAAUCGAGAUAUAACGUUUUAAAGAUUUGCGAAUUUUACAUAUCAUAUGCAAACGAAAGCCCAUGUAAAAUUUUAACUAAAUCUUAUCGUUAAUUAAAUUAUCAAGUAAACUCCCUUAAUACAAGUAUUGAAAUUGAAGAAAAACUUAAAGUAUUGAAAUUAAAUUAAAAACUGAUUGUCUUUUAUCAAUCAUUUGGUCGUUUCGUUCGUAUCAGGAUUUUAAUUAUCACUGUCGUAUACGUGAAUAAAAAAGGAGAAUUUUUGCCACGCGAGGAACCGCGUUAGUUUACUGUGAGACGAUCGCGUUAGCGAAGACGUAGGUGUAUGGUAGUCCGCGAUUCGUAGCGCUCGAGGUGAGAUCGUGGACCUAGGCGUCCCGGCGACGACCGUGCCUCGCCAAUUUUUUGCACCUUUAUACCGUGUAAGGAGAGAACAAAAGAAAAAUAACCGCGCAAAUAGAUUGUCGCGGCUUCUUCCCGAUGGACGGAACCUUUUUUGUAAGAGAGGAGAAAAAAAAAUGUACAUGUGUGAUAACGACCCCUAUCCUUCCCUGGUUUCCUGUUCAACCACGUGCACGCGUGAACAGGCGAAUGCGUAUUUCUGCUGUGGGAGAGAAUCGAGAACCAGGACCGAUCGUUUUGAGCUUUUGAUCGGAGACAUAUCUUCAGGAA